Molecule: messenger RNA, 3096 nt
Organism: Oncorhynchus mykiss (rainbow trout)
Lineage: Eukaryota; Metazoa; Chordata; Actinopteri; Salmoniformes; Salmonidae
Source: RefSeq, a predicted model, not a curated record
AAGUGCGCCCUAAACAUGCAUUCUUCCCCAACGAUUGGCUAACCUCCUCGCGCUGAUGGUCAUCUUUAUUAUCCAACUGUUGUUACCUAAGUCUCUUUCUAUCACCGGAGGAAGAUUCUUUACCUCUCCAGAUUCCCAGACCAUCAGAUACAUAGGUGAGACAUGCCUGCGGUCCCCUCCCUUAAAGACAACAGCGUCCUGGGCCCUGUGUGCCCGCACGCUGCCAGGCUACGCGUCACCAACGGCAAUGGGGACGCCAACGGAUCCUCCAAGAUCCAGGAAGGGCUGUUACAACUCCCAACCAAGGGGGGCGUCAGAGACAAGCUAGAGGUGGAGGACGUGACUGGAACCAUCCAGGCGGUGGGGGAGAGGAAGUGGAUCCGUCCCGACCUUCCUAGCCGGUGCACCUGGAGACUGGGGGGCAACCACGCCGACUCCCCCCACACCCAUCCUCAACAGACCAAAGCUCCUAAAAUCCUCACCAACAUCCUCCGGAGGAUCGGUGACACCCCGCUGGUGCGCAUGAACAAGAUCCCCAAGACCUUCGGCCUCAAGUGUGAAGUCUUGGCCAAGUGUGAGUACUUCAACGCGGGCGGCAGUGUGAAGGAUAGAAUCAGUCUGCGUAUGGUGGAGGAUGCAGAGAGGGCAGGACAUCUGAAACCAGGAGACACGAUCAUAGAGCCCACCUCAGGCAAUACAGGUAUCGGUCUGGCUCUGGCUGCAGCUGUGAAGGGUUACCGCUGUAUCAUUGUCAUGCCUGAGAAGAUGAGCAUGGAGAAGGUGGAUGUUUUGAGAGCCCUGGGCGCAGAGAUCGUCCGUACUCCCACCAGCGCUCGUUUCGAUUCACCAGAGUCUCACGUGGGCGUGGCUUGGCGUCUGAAGAACGAGAUCCCCAACUCUCACAUCCUGGACCAGUACCGUAACCCUAGUAACCCCCUGGCCCACUAUGACACCACAGCAGAGGAGAUACUGGAACAGUGUGAUGGGAAAGUGGACAUGCUGGUGGCAGGCGCUGGCACAGGCGGCACCAUCACUGGCAUUGCCCGCAAACUGAAGGAGAGGUGCCCCAACAUCCAGAUCAUCGGUGUGGACCCUGAAGGCUCCAUCCUGGCUGAACCAGAGGAGCUGAACAAGACAGACAAGACCCAGUACGAGGUGGAGGGCAUCGGAUACGACUUCAUCCCCACUGUACUGGACCGAUCAGUGGUGGAUAGCUGGUACAAGUCCAACGAUGAGGAGUCCUUCAACAUGUCCCGUAUGCUGGUCAGAGACGAGGGCUUGCUGUGUGGUGGCAGCUCGGGCACGGCCAUGGCAGCGGCGGUGAGGGUGGCCAAGGACCUGAAGGAGGGCCAGCGGUGUGUGGUCAUCCUGCCAGACUCCAUCCGCAACUACAUGACCAAGUUCCUGAGUGACAAGUGGAUGUUCCAGAAAGGCUUCCUGAAGGAGUCAGACAUCAUGGUAAACAAACCCUGGUGGUGGAACCUGAAGCUGCAGGGGUUGAACCUCUCUGCCCCUCUGACCGUCCUGCCCACGGUCAGCUGUCAGAAGACCAUCAAGAUCCUGAAGGAGAACGGCUUUGACCAGGCCCCUGUAGUGGACGAGGCUGGGCUGGUCCUAGGAAUGGUUACUUUGGGGAAUAUGCUGGCCUCUGUGCUGGCUGGGAAGAUCAAACCCUCAGACCCAGUCAACAAGGUGAUCUACACCCAGUUCAAACAGAUCCGUCUGACUGAUAACCUGGGGAAGCUCUCUCGUAUCCUGGAGACGGACCAUUUUGCCCUGGUGGUACACGAACAGAUCCAAUACUUGACGGACGGCUCCCCCAGCCUGAAGCAGAUGGUGUUUGGUGUGGUGACGGCCAUCGACCUGCUCAACUUCGUCACGGCCAGGGAGAAGAGGGAGAGGUCCUUCUCUGAGUGCAGUGACCUGUGACCGUGUCCCCGUGACGGCUGGGUCAUGUGCGCACAAACACCUCGUGCACACACACACGGAACACGUUAAUUACACCUACAGCUCACAGCCAUACACAAACACACUGUGAUAUUAACGACAAUAUAAAGAAUAUGAGGUCGUAUGAACUUGAUUGGUGGACAAACUGUUGUUGCUGCUUUCUCAUGACGUGAGUCAUUUAGCAGAUGCUCUUAUCCAGAGCGACCUACAGAUAGUGAGGACAUACUGUUCACCCCCAACUGGUCCCCCGAGGGAAUCCAACCCACAACCCAUUUUCAUACUGUUCCCCCCCAACUGGUUCCCCGUGGGAAUCUAACCCACAACCCAUUUUCAUACUGUUCCCCCCCAACUGGUCCCCCGUGGGAAUCCAACCCACAACCCAUUUUCAUACUGUUCCCCCCCAACUGGUCCCCCGUGGGAAUCCAACCCACAACCCUAGCGUUGCAAGCGCAAUGCAUUCAUAUGAAAGUCUUAAAUCUUUGCUAUAUUUUGCGAUCUUGAUCAUAGAAUGUAGACACUGCCUACAGAGGGAAUUCCCAUGUUGCUUUGUGAUGGCUAUUUAAAUGAUCAGACUGUGCCCCAUCCCAUGUACUGAACCAAUAAUUGUGAAACCAAUCUUUACUGAAAAAAAAAAUGGUUUUAAUUGUGAAAACAUCAAUCAAUGCAUUUCAACGCUAUGCAUAAUGACACAACCCUGCACAAUUACAACAGGUUUGGGAAACAGACCUGUAUGUUGAUGUGUUUUUUAAAGGUCCAAUGCAUCUGUUUUUAUCUGGAUAUCAAAUCAUUUCUGGGUAACAAAUAAGUAUUUUACUGUGAUUGUAUUCAAUUAAAACAAGUAGUUUCUUAGCAAAGAGCAAUUUCUCAAGCAAGACUUUAGCUAGGACAGUUUGGGUGUGGUCUGAGUGGGGAGGGGAAAACUCAAAACUAGCUGUUAUUGGGAAGAGAGGUAUGGAACAUUUUGCUGUUGGUCUAUUAAAAAAAAUGUAUCGCAUGAUGUCACAAUGGAAAGUCUAACCUCCCGCCCAUACAAACCUGCUGAUUAGAAGGCCCUGUGUAGAUUGCAUUUUCAACCAGCAACUAUCAGGAAAUAACACUGUCAGUGUCAGUUUCAUCAGCUGUAUGAUAUUAAACACAGGAAAAACAGAA